Molecule: messenger RNA, 5202 nt
Organism: Porites evermanni
Lineage: Eukaryota; Metazoa; Cnidaria; Anthozoa; Scleractinia; Poritidae
Source: the annotation of a GenBank genome assembly
AUGUCUGAGACAAGGAAGAUUUUGGUGGCGUUGGAUGGUAGCAAGCAUUCUGAAUAUGCUCUAAAUUGUGAGUAUUUUUUACACUUGUGUGGUUUGCCUUGGGGUGAAGGUGGGCGUGAAUGUCGUGAAAGCACCAUCACGGGUACGCAUAGCAUCUAUAUCUAUAUGAAAUAAAUCCUAGCUUCCUUUACAGUAACUACAGGUUAAAGAAUUUUAAACUAAUUGCUGGUUAACGUAGUUUAUUUUUCAGUAGCUUCUUGAUUUUGUUUGAUGUUAAUAAGAUCAUUAUUUCAACUAUUUGCAAUUCGUUCCGCCACUGCUAGCGUGUCAUAAUUCUGGCGUCGACUGCGGGGAUUGGAAAGAUCAACAUCCCAGCCCAGAUAGCUCUUCCACGUAUUAAAUAAAUAUCAUCGGUGAAUCGUAUGGAAUUAAUGCUUAAGUUUGAAGCGCCAUCUGUAUUUACGAAUAACUGAAUGCAUACAUAUCUAAUUAAUAUUAGUGAGCUUACGCAGCAGGACGGGAAAGACAAGAAGACGGCAAACCUUGCAUUUUGUGUGACAAGUAAGCGUGACAACAAUUUUGUUUCAGAAACUUUUCCGCCGAACUUCACCCUCCUUUAAACCGGUCUUUUUGUCAAAGACCAGAAAACACAUAAGCAAUAGGCCUAUCACGUAUCUCACACACAAGCAUUUUGCUGUCCUCUUCACCCCCUUUCUGCUGUCUUGUUGUGUAAACUCACUAUUUUGCAUACAUGUACAGGCCUUUAACCUGAUGGAGAUCAUGGGAGACAACAGAAGAAUAAUAUAUUAAUAUAUUAAGAAUAAAGACGUAGCAAUUAAAUGAAUAUAGAAUGAAAGUCAAUACAUUUAAUAGUAUCUUUUGUCUUGCCAAGCUCCUGAGAUUGGUCUUUCGGGAGGAUUGACUGGAAUAUCUGAAGAAAUUGAAAUAAAAUAAAUAAAAUAAAAACUACCAGAGUGAUCAAUUCACUUUUAACUUCUCUUCUCCUUUCUAAUCAUAUUUAAGUUGUCACGCUUGACCAAUUUUUCCUGUGAGCUGGUUGGCAAACAAUAUCUGCACAGAAACUGGACUCUGAACUUUUGGUCAGUUUAAGAUAAUUGAGCACUUUGGCAGUUUGUUGGUUGGUGUUGCAGAUGAGUGCAAUCACAAAAUGAUGAAAGACAAAAGAUGAAAAGGACCUUGAACAAUACCCAAACAACGACACGAUAGCUAACCAACAAUAGUUUCUGCUAAACCAAGAAACAUCCAUAUAUUUGGUUAAUUUCCAUAUCCAUAAAAGCAAAUGUAUAAAACUUAGACAUCUUCAGUUCUGACCUAAACAUCUUAAUGGAAUUGGAACAUCUGAGUUGAGAAGGAAGUUUGUUCCAAAGGUUUGGGGCAUCAUAAAAGCUCCUGUACAGUUUGUUUUAACAAGAUGAUCACCUGUCUCUAAGACAGACAUCUUUUGGGACCAACCCUGACAGUCUGUUGCAGAGAUGAGUCCGGUUAAUGGAGUGUUGACGUGGCACCAGUAAUGCCAUAUAAGAACAAAAGCUGAACUGAUUUGCAAUGAAUAUGCAUUUGUUUUACUUGUGCAAAACAGUUAAAACUAGGAUGAUGUAAUACAGCUGUAAUAAUAAUUAUUAAUCAUUCUAGCUGGUGAAAAUUUUUUCAGGCUUGUACAUCCUAGUUGCAUCUUGCACAAUUGUUCGAUAAUUAUUGUUUCAUUGUACCCUGAUGAUGCUGGGGUAUUUCCUUAAUUUUAUUUAGAUUGGUAGACAAAGAACCACUUACUUUGUGGGUGUGCUACCACAAAAUCCUUAUUUUGUUUUACUCAGUCCUGAUGAUUUUCUCGACAGGGUUUAUAGAGAAGUGCCUUCGUCCUGGAGACGAGCUGAUUGGAUAUAGUGCAUGGCAGAGUCCUCAUCUUCCUACUUUUAGUCUUAAAUGUAAGGGCAUAAUAUAAAGAACUAAUAGGACUAUAUUGCACUUGUAAAGGUACUAAAGGCAAUAUUAAUGCCCCUAUAAUAUGCCAACCCUAUUGGCACCUUACAACCAAAGCCUCUUUUUGUCUUAUUCUUAAUUGAGGAAAAGAAAAGGAGGCUAUACUUUAAUUGCAUCGAUCAAGCCUUUAAAGUUGCCGCAGCCCAUUCUGUACUAGUCAGUUUUGUUUUAGCGCUUGUCAAACUGGUUUUUCAAGUGCACGCAUCCGUUUAUUGAUAUACGGAAGGUAAUAACUGAGCCUAAUUGUACCAAUAAGCGACCUUAAACAUGCUUGGAAACAUAUAAAAAGAUGAAACCAUGCACCGUAGUGAAACCUGAAUUAACUUAAUUUACAUGGAUUUGUAGACUUUCCAUUACUCGUAUCUUACCGAAGACUUGUCCCGCGCUAAGCUGAGGUCAGGUUCUUCUUUCAUUUUCCUCCAGUGGUAAAUAGAUUUCUAGCAAGCAAGGCAAAUCAAAAAAUCUCUCAUCUAAGUAGAGUAUGGUUAUAACUCAGGAUACCAAAUUGAACAAAUAAUGUUGCAUGAUCACCUGCAUGUGCAUUCACAAGAUUAGUGUGACAUCAGAUGAAUUUUAACGUACAUUCGUAUUAGUAUGCAGAACAAAGACAUCCUGAGAACUUGAACAGAUUUUGGAAAAACCUUGCAAUACAGUUUAUAAAGUACUGUUAACCACCCCACCAACAAUAAGUUGGUUUUGCUCACCUGCACCCUAAUAAAGUGUUGUUUAUUAUCCCUACAGCUCCUUUUCAGCCACCUACAGAAGAGUGGCAGAAAAUUUUGGGUGAUAUCAGGAAGGGAAUUGAUAAGAUUGAUAAUGACUUUUCCACAACAUGCCAGGGGAAAAAGGUUUGUCAUUUUGAUUGUUUAAUUUAACAUCUUAAUAUUGAGCAAGUGUGUGAUAAUGCUAACAUUUCUCUUAUAUAAAUUUAUGCAUUGUUAGACAGUUGCUGUCAUUCACAUGAAAGUAAAACUUAGUAUUCCGGACAGAACAAAUAAAGGGUUAACUUGCUCUAUUAUAUCAACCUCAGCAGAACUGGACUCAGUUCAGGCUUUGAUUGCCUCCACAAAAUGUGUUGAGUAGGACUUUAAUUGCAUGGUUUUUCAUUACUUUUUUUAAGAGUAAAGGGACAGUUUCAUUCCUUUUUGCUUCUAUCCCAUUUUAGUUAAAUACCAUUUUCUUAAUUACUUUAAAACAAAUAUAAAUUUAAUAGUUAAACAAUUCUAGCAAGAAAAACAAACAAAAAAACCUGAUUUUCAUGAUCUCUCUGAAAGAAAUGCUUUGUGAAAGACACCUUCUCUUACUGUCAGUUAAGAUGCAGACACUUCUAUUCUCCCAGCCUUUUAAUACGUAUAAAUUAUUUUCAUGGAUUAACAUUUUUCAUGUGUAGAAUUGAAUAAAGAUGGAGAUAUAAAUUAAAACACAGAGUUAUUUGAUGUGCAACCUUUUUUUAUUCAAAUGUAGCAAAACAUCAAUCCUCAAUAUUUAUAUUGUUCUGUCCAGGGAUGUACUAGAGAUAAUUUAUACCUGCCAAGUGUCAUGCCUGCGGAUCAAAAACUUCAAUGUGACACCUACUCACGCGUGGUAGAACAGUUUGAGCCAUUACAUUACUAACUGACACAUUUUGAAAAAUAUACUAACUAUUUAAAGAAACUGGAACCAAUGAGAGAAAAGACAAGUCCUUGUGAAUGAUCAACUUUCUCCAAAUUCUCUUAUCUUGGUAGAGAAAGUCAAAGGAGACGACGUUGUGUUCCGUUGUGUUUGUGUUAGACGGAACUCUUCGGAACGUCUUUGGAUAUUAUCGGACCCCAACAAAAAAUCCUGGUACUCUCGGGAUGAAAAUGUCAUGCCUAUAAAUUAAAAAAACUUGGCAGGUAUAAUAAUAUAUCCCAUAAUAAUGAGAGGCUCUCAAUUUUAAACAAAAAUUUUCCGACAGAAAUGAUUCCCUUUAAUACAAUUUUGAAGCUUAACCCAUUUGCCCCUGGAGAUUUUGCAGACAAAUUUGUUUUGAAGCCACUUGAACUAAAAGUUAAUUACCACAAAGCCGUUUACAGGUUGUACACUUCACAGCCUUCUGACCCAGAUGCAAAAUAUCAGCUUGCGCAGUUUGGUCAUGCGCGGAAAGCAAAAAAGAAUGGUCAAAAAGUGUUGACUUUACUUUUCGCUUUCUCUCCUCCACUCUUUUUUCAGUUUUCUUGUCUCAUUUUUUUCUCUUGUUUGGCAUUAAGUAGGCUUCAUUUUGGUGGGAAAAGUUUUUAGGAAAGCUUUUAGGAGUUUUCAGGAAAGAUCUCUUCACUCUGCACAAGUUAGCAGACAAAGUUGUCCUUGACCAUUAAGACUGAUGACAUCACAAGCGGUAGAAAGGACGCGGAUCCGCAGGGGUGGUUACGGGUGGCUCAGGGGCGAAUGGGUUAAAGAUCAUAUAAAAUUUGAAAAAAAUUAUUCAGAGCAGGGCUGUCAAAAGUUUUUAAGUAGAAGGCUGAUACUAAAAAGUAGGUAGCUUUGGAACUUGCACCUAAGGCACAAGUUCUUGAGGGCUGAGGCAUCUAGGGACGUUUUGAACUUUAUAGAGUCACAGAAAUUGCGUUUCCAGGAGUUUUUGAGAGGUAUUUUCCACCGCUGAUGCCAUGUUGUUUUGUCAGAAUAUAUGCAACAUUGGGAACAAUGCUGUUGAAACGUCCCAGGCAUUCCACAACAUUGCACGGUUUGAAGAAUUGAUCCUGUUUAAAUAUGCGUUCAGUGUCAUUCAAAACAGGGAAAGAGAUGCUUUACGAUAAUAUUUGAUGGUGCUAAGAUAUUUUUUGUUAGCAGUUAUGGUAGGAGGAGAUGAAAGUAGUCGGCUAAGGAUGGCUAACUAGCCAGCUGUUUUGGCCGGCUACCAGCCCUUAUUGACAGCCCUGUGAGAGGUCUCCAAAUAACUCGCUUAUUUGUUAAAGAAGGCCAAAAUAAAACCCAACAAAUUAAUGACUUGGUGUUGCUUUGUUACAGAUUAAAUACAAAUUCACUGAUGAAUCUAUGAACCCUGGAGAAGGAAUUUGUGCUGCUGCUAAAAAGGAAAAUGUUGAUAUGAUAGUUAUGGGAACAAGGGGAUUAAGUACGUUACGUCGCACCGUCUUGGGAAGUGUCAGUGAUUACGUUUUACAUCAUACAAACCUCCCUGUAGCUGUGGUACCAAUGCCAGAAGAGCAACCUGCUGAAUGA